UUUUAUCUUUCCUGUUUCUUUUAAUUAUACAUUUUAUUUCAGAAAAUAUAAAUUUAAUGUUAAAAUCAAAGAACGGAUCUAAAAUUAUGCAUAUUAAACAUAGUAAUUACCAUCAGAGCAAUUUAUAAAAGAUAUGAAACGUCUUUACUCUUAAUACGAAAAGAAUGAAUCGACUUUUCUUUGUGUCUACUUCUUUCUUUCCUAUAGUCCUUGUAUUUUAACGAAAAAGAUACUUUCAACUGUCCGCUUCGUUACUGUUGCGUGAGAUAUUAUUAUUAGCAUGUUCUUGAUAUUCCAUUCAAUGCGUUGCCGCUGCGUACAAUCGAGCAGAAACAUGGCGUUCCUUCAGCGACGCGUUUCCGGCAGAGGGCGCGCAACACGCGUUGCAACCUUUGACGCGACAUAUGUAAGAUUCCGGAUCCUUUCUGCUGCGGCAGCUGCCGGAGAGUAAAAACGCGCGGCCAUAGAAUAACGGCUAGCGGCCUUCCAAGUCCCACUGUACGUCGCCAUUUUCGAACCGGGAGAGCUCCGAGUGUCGUACAGGCUUGAACGCUGUCGCCAGGACUGCUUCGCUGUUUCUCACUCGCUGCCAAUCGUCCGCAUCCGUGGAACGAAAAUUUCAACGGAAGAAUGACAGCUGAUUCUGAUAAGGAUUGUACACAUUGCUUAGUGUGCAAUAGUAAAGUUGGAGUAUCCACUAGAAAUAGUGUUCGCAUCUUUAAUGAUUCUACUACAUCAGAGAAGCCACUUGCUGACAUUAUAGCAACUGUUUUAGAAACAGAUAUUAAUGAGGAGUCUGUUCAUUCCCUUGUCAUUUGUAAAAAAUGUUUUAAAUUAUUCACUGAGGUGGAUGAACUUGAAACUAGAUUAACAGAAAUCAAGCUUGAAUUACUUCACAAUUAUAAAAGGACAGUAAAAAAAUUGUCUAAUAUAUUUCAUAAUGAAGAAGAAUAUAAUGAUCAUGAUUACAUAGACAAUACGGAAAGUCAAAAUACUGGUGAAACAGAGGAUGUUCAAACUCUCUCUGAUAAGGAUUGUAUACCAGACAAUAUGGCAGAAGAAGAAUUUCUUGUAAAUUCAGAAGAAAUUUCAUUGGAAGUUGAGGAACUAAACGAUUCAAAUGAACCAGUCACAAUACAAAAUUAUAAAAAGAAAUUGAAAAAGAACAAAGUUAAUAUGAAAAUAGAAACUAUUCAGGAACAAAUUGUACUUAGAGAUGACUCUUCGUAUAGUUGCUUGUUAUGUACUGAUGAAAAGGAAAAAGUUACAGCAGAUGCUAAAACUAUCAUAGCGCAUAUGAAAGAUGUACAUGACACUCGUUUAUAUAUUUGCGAUGUAUGUGGGCAGGAUUUCAGAAAAAGAAACGAACUUUCCUUACAUCUAGAUGAUCAUGUUGCAAAAGAGGAAGGGGAUUUUCAGUGUGAAAUAUGUAAUAGAAUAUUUAGCAAUUUACGAUUAUUCCGAAUUCAUAAAAGGAUACAUUAUCCACAAGUGAAGUCAUGGCCCUGUGAUAUGUGUGGAAAGAGAUACAGUUCAAAGAAUCUAUUGGAAGAACAUAUGAAUACACACACGGGUGUACGUCCAUAUGUUUGCGAGAUAUGUAAUAAAGAUUUUACAUCCAAAUACACAUAUAAAGCACACAUAAAAACACACGAAGUACGACCUCGUCCAUUUGAGUGCACUCAAUGCAAUAAAACAUUUUUGAACCAGCAAAAUUUGAAUCAACAUGAACGAACGCAUAAUGGCAUAAAGGAACAUGUAUGUCAUCAAUGCGGCAAGGCUUUUGGCUCACCUCACAAUUUGGAAGUACACAACAUAGUACAUACUGGAUAUAAACCCUACAUAUGUAGAAUAUGUGGCAAAGCGUUUGCACGUAAAGCAGAAAUACGUGACCAUGAGCGAACCCAUACAGGUGAGAAACCAUAUCAGUGCGAGUUCUGCGGAGCAACAUUUAGUCAAAGAUCGAAUCUACAAUCCCACAAGCGAGCAACGCAUUAUAACGAUAAACGUUAUAAAUGCGAUAAAUGUCAAAAAGGUUUCAAAAGAAGAAGAUUGUUAGAUUACCAUAUAAAAGCGGCCCACACUGGUGAAAGACCGUACAAAUGCGACGUAUGUACUGCUACGUUCGUCUAUCCUGAGCACUUUAAGAAACACAGGCGCAUACAUACAGGCGAGAAACCAUAUCUAUGCGAGGUAUGUGGUAAAGCUUUUAAUAGUAGGGAUAACAGAAAUGCGCAUAGAUUUAUUCAUAGUGAUAAAAAACCAUAUGAAUGUUUGGUGUGUGGAAUGGGAUUUAUGAGAAAACCAUUGCUUUAUGCCCACAUGCAAACUCAGGGACACUUAAAUGAUACCAUAGUAGUAAAUCAACCACGACUGACAACAGAAGAUGAUCAAGUAAUAACAAUUCCUAAUAAUGGUGAAGUAUUAAUGGAAGAAACUGAAACUGAACAGUUAAACGAAUUGUACGUGACUGAAUUGAAAGAUCACGUAAUUAUACAGCAAGAAGGAGAUCAAAUUUAUAACGAAGAGGAUGUUGUAUUGAAUAUACCUGCGGAAGAAACCGUAAACGGCGAAGUGGAUCUUGUUGUUGAGAAUCAGAUGAAUUUCGUGGAGAGUGACGAUAUAGAAUGCAAAACUGAAGCUGUGGAACAAGUGGAAACAGUAUACGCUUAUAAUGAGAAUGAUGAAGGUGAGACGAUAGUUGUACCAGCCACUACAGAUUAUAAAGGGAUAGUAGAGGAGAACAAAAACGUGCGAUUAGUACAGAUUAGAUUUCCUUCAUCUGUAGAUGGAGAGGGAAGAAGUUGGUUGAGCUUAGUACAAAAUACUUGAAUUUUUCAACACUGUCAAUAUAUCCUGCAUAAUUGAUUGGAGCAAAAAGGAUAAAUAUUCUGAUUAGAAAAACGAAAUUUUAUUGUAUUUAUAGGUUUUCUUAGUAUCUAUAGGUUUGGUGAUUAAAUUAAUUAUUAAAUUAAUUAUUUAUUAUAUUCAAA
This is a messenger RNA of Cataglyphis hispanica, 2993 nucleotides long. Its product is annotated as zinc finger protein ZFP2-like. Lineage: Eukaryota; Metazoa; Arthropoda; Insecta; Hymenoptera; Formicidae. Gene Ontology annotation, molecular function: zinc ion binding. Gene Ontology annotation, cellular component: nucleus. The record is from RefSeq and is a predicted model, not a curated record. The transcript has 12 exons. Bases 631 to 2832 code for a protein of 733 amino acids.